Messenger RNA from Saxophila tyrrhenica, 1827 nucleotides. RefSeq lists its product as uncharacterized. The transcript is spliced from 2 exons. Lineage: Eukaryota; Fungi; Ascomycota; Dothideomycetes; Mycosphaerellales; Extremaceae. Gene Ontology annotation, molecular function: flavin adenine dinucleotide binding; oxidoreductase activity, acting on CH-OH group of donors. The record is from RefSeq and is a predicted model, not a curated record. The coding region runs from base 1 to 1827 and encodes 608 amino acids.
AUGGCAGGCCACGGCGUUCCAGCAGACGACUUCGUGGGCCGAAAAUUCUCUUACCUCGUCGUCGGCGGAGGCACAGCCGGCCUAUGCGUGGCGGCACGUCUCAGCGAAGACCCCGACAUCACCGUUGGAAUCCUCGAGGCUGGUGCUGGCCACAUCCAGGAUCCUGCCAUCGAUGUGCCCGGACGCUACGGCGAGGGGAUCGGAACUGCAUAUGACUGGCAGUACGAGACGACAGCACAGCCAGGGCUGGGAGGUCGCAAGUUGCCGUGGCCGAGAGGAAAAGUGCUCGGUGGGACGAGUGCGCUCAACUUCAUGACAUGGAAUCGACCGAACCGCGAAGAUCUGGAUUCGUGGGCGGAGCUGGGGAUUGCAGGGUGGUCGUGGGAUGAGAUGCUACCGUACUAUAAGAAGUCUGAGAAGUUCUCUCCGCCCGACAGCGAGGACGUCACAGAGCAUCGUCUGGUCCAUGAUCCAACAGCGCUUGGGACGGAUGGGCCGGUGGCAGUGAGCUAUUCGAAGGAGUACUCACCCUCUCACCGACUGUGGCACGACACUCUAGCGAACCUCAAUGUCCAGACGAAUGAAGCCCAUCUCUCAGGUUCCAGCAUCGGUGCCUGGACAACCAUCACUGCGGUAGACGCCGGGUCGCGGACGAGGUCAUAUGCUGCGCCUGCCUAUUACCUCCCCAACGCCGCUCGUCCCAACCUCGUCCUCUGUACCAGCGCCACAGUGACGGAAGUUGUGUUGGAAAAUGACCAGAGCGCUUCCAAGUGGGCCGCCAAAGGUGUCCGCUUCCACUGCGAAGGUAAGCAAUACGCAGCGACGGCAUCUGAAGAGGUCAUCAUCUGCGCCGGCAGCGUCGCCUCACCACAACUACUCGAACUAUCCGGCAUCGGUAGCCCUUCGGUGCUCGAAGCAGCCGGGACCCCGGUCAAGAUCUCCAACCCAAACGUUGGCGAGCACCUGCAAGACCACAUCAUGACCGCCACCAUCUACGAGAUCGACCCCUCCGUGCCGAACCCCGACACCUUACGCAACGACCCCGUCGCCGCAGCAAUGGCCGACCACAUCUACGCCACCACCAAAGGCGGCCCUCGCACCAUUCUCCCGGUCUCACUCUGCUAUCUCCCCUUAACUCACUUCGUCUCGCCGUCCCGGCUGUCCUCCCUCGCCGAACGAGCAUCCACCGCCACGCCCCGCGAUAUCGCGCGCAAAUGCCGCCUCGAGCAAGCCCAGCGUCUGGGGCAGAUAGAAUACAUCUUCGAUGUCGGCAACUGGAGCACCACCAUGCCCCCGGAAAAAGCCUCCCAACAGGAAGGUCGAGGUAAAAAAGCCUACGCCACCCUGCUGCAAAUUCUCCAAUACCCCUUCUCCCUCGGCUCCAUCCACAUCUCCCCCCACCACCCUCACGGAAAACCGAUCAUCGAUCCCCAAUACUACGCCGGAGCACAGGGGCCGCUGGAUCUCGAGAUCCAAGAACUCUGCGCUCAGUUCGGGCAGAAAAUCGUCGACACGCCGCCUUUGCGGGACUUCGUGCAGAGGCGCGUGUGGCCUCCGGAAAACUUAACAGAGGAGGAGGAAUUGAGGACUUGGAUCGUAGAGAACACGGUCACGGACUGGCAUCCGGUCGGUACGUGUAGUAUGGGUGGCAGGGAAGGCAGCGAGGCCGGGGUGGUGGAUGAGCGGUUGAGAGUUUAUGGGGUCGAGGGGUUGCGGGUGGUGGAUGCUAGUGUGAUGCCGUUGCAGAUUGGGGCGCAUUUACAGGCGACGGUGUAUGCGAUUGCGGAGAAGGCGGGGGAUAUGAUUAGGGAGGAUAGACGGCGGUAG